Closterium sp. Yama58-4 is the source of this 1191-nucleotide messenger RNA. The record is from the annotation of a GenBank genome assembly. NCBI's taxonomy places the organism in Eukaryota, Viridiplantae, Streptophyta, Zygnematophyceae, Desmidiales, Closteriaceae.
AUGGAUCACCCCAUAACGAGAAGGUCAAGCGAGUCUGCUUGGCGACAGUUGCGUUGCAACUCGAUGCACCACAUCCGCGUCGCAACCGCAAUCCCCUCAACCUUCCAGCCGCCCAACCUCUCAAAUCAAAACCCCCUCACCUCACCCUCCUGCGAUUUCCACCCCUCCUGCAGGCGACUUUCCGAGCGAGGAGACGACAGAUCCAGACAUAGGCGACGGAUCCGACGAUCAUAUUCGUUGCACACCAUGGAUGCGCGACCGGUGGUCGUCGUAGUGGGCGCGGGAAUGGCGGGCGUGACUGCCGCACGCACGCUGCAGCAAUCGGGGUGCGUACGCGUGGUGCUUCUGGAGGCGAGUGGCCGGCUGGGAGGCCGCAUCCACUCCGCCACGUUCGGGGGCGACCUGGUGGAGGCCCGGAAACCCAGAACAACUUCUAGCACCAUCUCUCUCGCAUCGUCUCUCUCGCGCCGUCUCUCUCGCGCCGUCUCUCUCGCACCGUCUCUCUCGCACCGUCUCUCUCGCACCGUCUCUCUCGCACCGUUUCUCUCGCACCGUCUCUCUCGCACCGUCUCUCUCGCACCGUCUCUCUCGCGCCAUCUCUCUCGCACCGUCUCUCUCGCACCGUUUCUCUCGCACCGUCUCUCUCGCACCGUCUCUCUCGCACCGUCUCUCUCGCACCGUCUCUCUUGCACCGUCUCUCUUGCACCAUCUCUCUCGCACCCUAUUCCCCCUUCUCGCCCCCUCCCCCCACUGUCUCCCUCUUUCUCCCCCUCUGCCCCUCACCCCCGAUACGUCUCUUUCCACCACCAUCUAGCUGGGCGUAUAUUACAUCCACGGCAUCCACAAAAGCCUCCUCUACGAUUUUUAAGAAAUCUCAAAACUCCUCUCCUCCUUCACCAUCAUUCUCCCCUCCUAAUCCCCCCCUCCUCCCCACCUCCCCCCCUCCUCCCCCCUCCUCCCCCCCUCCUCCCCCCUCCUCCCCCCUCCUCCCCCCCUCCUCCCCCCUCCUCCCCCCCUCCUCCCCCCUCCUCCCCCCCUCCUCCCCCCCUCCUCCCUCCUCCUCCCCCCUCCUCCCCCCCUCCUCCCCCCCCCUCCCCCCUCCCCCCCUCCCCCCUCCUCCCCCUCUUUCCCCCUCCUCCCUCCCUCCUCCCUCCUUCCUCCCUCCCUCGUCCCCCCCUUGCUGUCGAUUAA